Cheilinus undulatus (humphead wrasse) is the source of this 7101-nucleotide messenger RNA. It is a transcript of the gene tg, whose product is annotated as thyroglobulin. The transcript is spliced from 48 exons. Lineage: Eukaryota; Metazoa; Chordata; Actinopteri; Labriformes; Labridae. The coding region runs from base 1 to 7035 and encodes 2344 amino acids. The record is from RefSeq and is a predicted model, not a curated record. Gene Ontology annotation, biological process: thyroid hormone generation.
AUGGCCUGGCUGCUCUGCAUCUGCUACGUCCUGGUCUGCUGCCCGCUGCUGCUGCAGGGCAAAGCUUCAGAGUACCAGCUGGAGGCAGAGACCCGGAGCCAAUGUGAGUUGCUAAGGGGCGUGGCUGUUGCCAACCAACAAGGCGACGCCCCUCACUGUACGGAGGAUGGGAGGUUCAGGCCGGUCCAGUGCAGUCGUCGGGGUCAGGAGUGUUGGUGUGUGGACGCUGAAGGACAGGAGGUGGCCGGGACUCGAACCAACGGCUCCACUCCUCACUGCGCGUCUCCCUGCCAGCUCCAGUCCGUCCUGCGUUGUUCUCCCUCCGGCCUCUUUGAGUCUGUUCAGUGUGACUCCAGCAGGGGGCAGUGUUGGUGCGUGGAUCAGGACGGUAUGGAGCUCUACGGGACGAGGCAGAGCGGGACACCUCAGCGCUGUCCAGGCAGCUGCCAGGUGAGCCCCGUUCAGUGUCAGUUCAUCAACAUGACAGACAGGAAACAGCUGGACCUGCUGCACGCCUUCAACAGGUUCCCAGAAGCCUUUGAGACUUUCAGCAGCUUCAGGAAGUUUUUCCCGAUGGUGUCCUCCUACUGUUUCUGUUCCGACAGCCGUGGCCGAGAGAUGGACAAGACCGGUGUGGAGCUCCUCCUCUCUGAGGUGUAUGACUCAGCGUUCUCUGGUCUGCGCUCCGGUCGCUCUGUCUCUCAGACGAACAUCUACAGAGUCCUGCAGAGGAGGAUGCUGGGAGUCCGCCUGGCCCUCACUGGACACUUCAGAUGCCCCUCCCCCUGUGAAGAGGAGCGGCGAGCAGCGAUGGAGGCGUCCAGCGUUUGGGUGCCGUCCUGUGAGGAAGGCGGAGCCUUCAGCUCCAAACAGUGUCAUCAGGGAGGGCAGUGCUGGUGUGUCGACCCCACAGGGAGGGGGGUUCCUGGGACCCGGCAGCUGGGGGACUCCCUGGUCUGCAGUUCAUCUCCCUCUGACUGCCCGUCUCAGCGCCGCCUGGCUUUGUCCCGCCUUCUCUCUGGUCCCGCUGAUACUCCUCUCAGUGCCUCCUCUGUCAGCGAUCCGUCCUCCUGCCUCCCUCUCCUCCGUCCUCUCAGAGAUCUCCUCCCAGUGGAGGCAGAUCUGAACAACUUCUUGUCUCAGCUGGUCCAGGUCCUCCACGGUCUCUUCCCCUCGGUGGGCGGAGCUCUGCAGGCUCUGGCUCGCUCCUCGCCUCGCCGCUUCCAGGAGAAUCUGUUUGGAGGGAAGUUCCUGAAGAGCGCUGCCUCCUUUAACUUCAGCGGGGCAGUGGGAGCUCAGGGAGCGCUCGGUCUGGGCCACCUGUCCUCUCCCGGCGUCUCCUUCAGCCUCCGGAGGAACCGCCAGCUGGUGGAGUCUGUGAGCAGGGCUCUGGAGGACCCAGCCUUUCUCUCUGCUCUACAGCAGACCCUGAGGGGGCGGAGCCUCUCAGCAUCACUAGACCAGGUUCUGGUUCCUCUUCUGCGCUCCUGCUCUGGAGGCGAGAAGGUCGACUUCAUCCCCAGCUGCUCGCCCAGCGGGGGUUUCCAGGAGGUCCAGUGUCAGGGGGCGGAGUGCUGGUGCGUGGACUCUCAGGGUCAGGAGGUGGAGGGGUCUCGUACUACGGGGCGUCGCCCUCGAUGUCCGUCCCGCUGUGAACGAGAGCGAGCGACGGCGGUGAAGGUGAAAGCAAACAUGGCCGCCGGUGCUGAAAUCCACAUCCCGGCGUGCUCCGAGGACGGAGACUUCCUGCCGCUGCAGUGUGUCGGAGCACGCUGUUUCUGUGUGGACGCCGAGGGGAAAACCAUGGCUGCUGGGCCAACAGGGGGCGCUGUUUCCUGUCCAGAGAGAAAAACGCCGCCGCUUCAGUCGUCUUCAGGUUUGUGCUCUCGAGCGUUAGCCGACGUCGCCGCCUUCAGACAGGAAGUGAAGAGCGUGAUUGCUUUCUCUAACUCCACCCAUCUCCCCCUUGGAUAUGGAUUCUUAUUGGCUGAAAGUCUGCGUCUGACCCCAGAGGAGCUCCAGAUCAGCCAAUCAGAGGAGGAGCUGCAGAUCUCUGAUAGGCUGCUGAGCCGCUCCAAAGCUGCUCUGCGAUUGGCUGUUUUCUCCACUCUCCAGACGUUCCUGCCUCCUCAGCGCCGUUCAUACGAGCCGUUUACUCCACAGUGCGAUGCUGACGGACUCUGGCUGCACACGCAGUGUUACCGCAGCACAGGUCAGUGCUGGUGUGUCCAUGAGGAUGGAGAGUACAUCCCUGACUCUCUGAGGAGCCGCUCGCUGCAGCUGCCUAAAUGUCAGACCGGCUGCCAGCGCGCCCAGGCUCACACGCUGCUCUCUGGUUGGAUGAGAGGAUCUGACAUCACAGCGGAUUCACCGUACAGCCCGCGGUGUGAGGAGGACGGUCGUUUUUCAGUGCUGCAGACAGAGGGCGCUGCAGGCUGGUGUGUAAACCCUCAGACUGGACAGACGAUGCAGGCGGCAACACCUGGACCAAACGGACAGUUGACCUGUCCCAGCUGGUGUGAGCUGAAAGGUUCCCAGUGUCGCCCCGAUGGCUCCUUCAUCCCUCUGCAGUGUGAUGUCACUUCCUGUUGGUGCGUCUCUGAAGAUGGACAGGAAGUGGGCGGGACCAGGACACUUCGGCAGACAGGAAGUUUGCCUUCUUGUGACCGUCCUCUCUGUCCCAACUCCAUUACCCAUGGUGCACUGGUGUGCCGCCCUGCUGUCGAUGGUCGUCAGAGCUGUGACCUGGUCUGUCACCAUGGUUACCAGAGCUCUCUUCCUGUCAGCAGCUUCCAGUGUGAGACUGAGAGUGGGCGAUGGAUGGGAGACAACGGGCCGCUGAGAGGAGCCUGUCAGAUCCCUCAGCCUCUGCAGUCGGUGGCGUCCUCUCAGCUGUGGUUGUUGUCGUCGUCUUGCUCUCAGGUCAGCGAUGUACAGACGCUGCUGUUAAACAGCAUGAGGAGCACGGGGAUCAGCUCUCUACAGCUCCCAUCAGGCCGCUCCGUGUCGGUGGGGGACGCCUCCUCGCUCAGUCUGCAGUGUGACGGCGAUGACACGCUGAGGCUGACCAUCACCUUUAAGGCGGACCUGUCUGAUCUUCCGACCUCAGAGCUCCCUGACCUCCAUGAUGUCAGUCUGUUCCUGAAUGAGACCAAACUCCUGGAGGGAGUGCAGGGAGUUAUGGGUAAUAUUCGCUCCAUGCUGACAUCAGAGCCCAAACUGGUUUCAGGGAAGACACCAACGUUUGGCUGUUCUCGUGGUUUCCGCCUGGCUGAGGGCGGUGACGGCUGUCUCGUCUGUCCUGCUGGAACAUUCUCCAGGGAGGGGGCGUGUCUUCUGUGUCCCCAGGGAACCUAUCAGGAUGAAGAGGGGCGGGACUUCUGCAACAAGUGUCCCGCAGGCUCUUCCCCUGUUGGAGCAUCAUCUGUCAAUCAAUGUGUGACCGAGUGUCAGAGGCGGGGUCUGCGCUGUUCAGAGGAAGGCCGCUUCCUGCCAGCACAGCCUGACUUCCUAUCCGGCAGGUGGUUGUGUGUUAGCAGCAAGGGGGCGCGGAUUGAGUGGACGAGCAGUGAGAAACCUCUGACGGAUGCAGAAUGCUCAGUUCUCAGCAGGUUUGAGGCGGUUCCUGGGUCAGAUGUUUCUGUUGGAGCAGAGGACGCUGACGUGCUGCAGACCAUGACCUCUGACCUCACUUCCUGUGUCAAAGCGUGUGCAGCAGAGCUGUCCUGCCACCAUGUGGCGCUCUCCAACAGACAGACUCAGUGUGAGCUGUAUAGCACCCACACCCUCAACACACAGUGCAACACCUCUGUGCAGACCAGUGGGUUUCUGGGUAAUCCCCAGGCAGAGCUGUUUGAUUGGAUGAGCUGCUCUGUGAGAAUAAGGGGCGGAGCUUCAGAUGUACAGGUCAUCAGGAAGAAAGGGGCGGAGUUUUCCUUACGUCAGCAGCAGCAGAGUUUCGUGAGGAUGUCGGUGAAGAAGGCAGACUCAGGCGUGUUCAGGACUCAGGUGUUCUCCUCUCUGCUCUGUGGUUGGCUGAGAGCUCCGUCAGUCUUGAUGUGCGAGGACCAGGACUGGGAUGUGACCGGGCAGGGAAAAGCCAAUCGUAUCUGUGGGGCGGGGCUUACGUACAACGAGCAGCAGAAGAGCUUUGUGUUUGACUUCGGAGGACAAAAGUUCACCAUCACUGAUUCUGCUCUGCCCGGCGACAGCAAGAACAAGAAGGACUACCAGGCCUCCAUCGUCACCUUCCAGGCCGUCUACCUGAGCACAGAUAGAGCAGCUGUUGGUUCUUCUUCCUGCUCAGCAGCAGAGCUCAGUCCUCCCCUGGAUGCUUCGGUUCAGCAGAAGUUUGAGUCUCUAUCAGAAGACGACGUUCUGGUGGAUCCUCAGAGGAACCUCUCCGUCCUCUCCUUCCUGCUCAACAAGAAUAACUACAACUCCCAGCAGGCUUUGCUCUGGUGCCUCACACGCUGUGAUUCAGAGCCGCUAUGCUCCAUCGCUGACCUCAGAGACUCGGACUCACCUGGAUUUUUCAGGUGCUCUCUGACGCCAGACAGCAGAGUGUGCGGCGCUUACGACAAACCUCUGAGACGCCCCUGUCCCCUCCUGCUGGACCGAACACCUAAAAACACCUACAGCAAGAAAGUGGAUCUUUCCGGAGCUGUGAAGAGUUUCUAUGAGAGGGUUUCCUUCCAGAAGAUGGUUUCUUAUUCUGUACGCAGCCGAGUCAGCGUGGCGGGAAACACUCCGCUGUCUGACGGGUUCAGGGAGUGUGAGCGGCGCUGUGACGAGGAUCCUUGCUGCCGUGGAAUCGGCUUCAUCAGAGAUGCCCAAUCACCAGGUGGUCCAGACGUGGUCUGCCUGUCUCUGAUCAGUCUGGGCGUUCAGACCUGUGGUGAAGAUGACGCCACCAUGUGGAGGAGCCAGGACUGUGCACCGUCUGCCGUGAAGACCUCACCAGACCCCUUCGGAUGGUACCAGAAACCCGUGAAUCAGUGGACUUCCUCUCCGGCUCUCUGUCCUCCGUUCAAGCUGCCGCCACUGAAGAACAAGGUGUCUCUGGAUCAGUGGCGUCUCCUCUCUGAGUCUUCGGUCCUCAUCGACCCGUCCGUCUCUACCUAUGAUGUCAUUCACGUGAGCCAAGACGUCGCCACAGACCAGGACAAGACCAGGGACUGGUGUCUCCAUGCCUGCCAGGAGGCGGAGUCUUGUGUGGCCACCUCUCUCAGUGAGGUGGAGUCUAACACUCGCUGCAUCCUCUACCCCGACACCACGGCCUGUGGACUAAGCUCCGCCCCCUCCUCAAACAGCCCCUCCUCCUCUUGCAGACUGGUCAUUAGAGAGCCCGCCCCCCUGGUGUACCUGAGAACAGAGCGGUUGCCGUCGGUUACCUUCAUCUCCAUCCCAGGCCACGGCACGCUGCAGGGUGUUGCCGUGGAAACAACGCUUGGCUCAGACAGGAAGUCAGUGGUUCAGUUCCUGGGAGUUCCGUACGCCCGUCCACCAAUCGGAUCGCUCCGCUUUGAAGCAGCUCAGCCGCCUGAUUGGACAGGAGCCUGGGACGCCACCAAGCCCCGUCCCAGCUGUAUUCAGCCCGGUGACGUGGAGUCUGAAGCCUCCAGCGAGGAUUGUCUCUACCUCAACAUCUUCACACCUGCCACCCAGAGGGUGCGUCUCCCAGUCCUGGUCUUCUUCUUUAACCCUUCAGCCAAUCAGAGCCCUGGACUCUUGGAUGGCUCCACCCUCGCUGCGGUGGGUAAUGUUGUCGUGGUGACAGCCAGUUACAGAGCUGCAGCGCUGGGAUUCCUCAGUGCAGCAGGUUCCUCUGGUCUGAAGGGAGAUUACGGACUGUCAGACCAGGAGGCGGUGCUUCGCUGGGUUAACGCCCACAUCUCUCUGGUUGGUGGAGACAGCGGUAGAGUGACUGUGGGGGCGGAGCGACGUGGAGCGGACAUCGCCAGCCUUCAUCUCCUCUCCUCCUCUUCCUCCUCUCCUCUGUUUCAGAGGAUGAUGCUGAUGGGUGGAUCCGCGUUUUCCCCGUCACUGAUUCAGACUGCGUCCGCCGCCAGACGCCAGGCACUUGAACUAGCCAAAGAGCUGGACUGUGACAUCACCAGCGAUGAUAAGAUUGCUGCCUGCCUUAGAGCGACACCUGUGCACACGCUGAACGCCGCUCAGACCAAGCUGUUGGCGGUCAGCGGUCCGUUCCAGGCCUGGUCCCCGGUCCGUCAGUCGCUCUCUCAGUCGUCCUUCCACAGAGUCGACCUGCUGCUGGGAACGUCAGAGCUGGACGGUCUGAUCAGCCGAGCUCGCCGGAUUAAGGACUUUGAGGCUCUGCAGGGCCGAGCCGACGGUAAAACGGCGUUCUACGAGGCUCUGACUCGCUCGCUGGGUGGAGCCACAGGAAGUGACAUGCUGAAGGAGGCGGCGUCCUGGUUCUACUCUCUGGAUCACAGCCCGUCAGCCGCUGGAUACAGCCUGUUCUCCAGGGCGCUCAACAACGCCACCAGAGAUCUGUUCAUCGUCUGCCCCAGUCUGCAGAUGGCUAACCACUGGGCUAGCAGCAACGCUAACGUCUUCCUGUACCACCAGCCAGCCUCAGACCACAGGGCUGAUGUUUCCGUUCCCAUGGAUGUUCAGUUGGUGUUCGGGACUCCUCAUCAUCCAAUGAGCUCUCAGCGAUUCACCUCGUCUGACCGACGCCUCUCUCUGGCCAUGAUGAGCUACGUCUCCAGCUUCAUCCGCACCGGGAACCCAAAUCCAUCACCAGUGUGGGCGGAGUCAGCUCUCCCCCGCUGGCGGCAGCUCCUUUCCUCUGAGGCGACGCCCACCUACCUGCAGCUAAGCCCCGCCCUCCGGCAUCAGCAGGGUCUGAGACAGAGCGCCUGCUCGUUCUGGAACGGUCUGGGGAGAAGACUGAGCGCUUUGAGCGGUGAUUUGGGGGCGGAGUCCGUCCAGCCCACAUUGCCCCUUGUGCCCCCCGUGGCCGCCCCAUCUAGCCAAUCACAGACGGAGAAGGACGCCUACAGCUGAACUGAUGACAUCAUCACCUUCCUGUCUUCAUCUUCAUCUUGAUCAUUUCUAAACUUCUGUGCUCAA